CCUUACUUAGAAACUAGUUCUUUUCUAUAUUAAUUAGUAGCCAGCAGGAAUAAUACUCUGCAUUUUGUGAAAUUGAAUCUGAUUUCAUAACAAAACCACACAAAUAAUAAAGACCUACCAACAAUGAAGUUGUUGAUAAUUUCAAGGCAUGAAUAUUAUUUGAUUUCUAAAUACAAGUGGAAAUCGAUUUUGAAUAACUUGACAUGAAGGCAGAAUAACCCAUAGUACCUUUUGUGCCAUUGCCUACUCUGGUAUAUUACAUCAUAGAAACACGCAAUGUUUCCAUUCUCCGUGUGUAAACCCCAAUGAAUUCGCAGCUUGGUCUAAUUAGACGCCUUACUUGACAAAAUCUGAAAAUGCUUGAAUGUAAAUCAGCUCCUCUCAACCAAUAUUUGAAAUUUUUCAAAAUGGUUACUAACUUCUGAAUGUUUUAGAGGUAUAAAAAGAUUCUUGUAUGUCUACAUUUUGCAAUUUCUUUCGGUACAGAUCCAACAACUACACGAUGUUGCCAAAACAAUUUCUAGAAAGAUUGCUUGUCCUUGCUACUUUUGUUUAUGCGACAAAUGCCUGCAUUAUCACGGGAUUCAAAGUUGACAGAAGUCAGGUUAAUUUAGCUGUUGGUGAUAUUACUGUCGAGGCAAAUUCUUAUUGGUCAAUCCUUGGUAAUUCUGCAUCGUCACUCAAUGGUGCGCUUUGGGUCAAGAAAAGUGCUGGAUUUUAUAUAGCUGGUACAGACAAAAUUGACAGUUUAUCAGUCACACUCCCUUCGGGCAGUCAUUCUAUAAACAAUGAAGGUACUAUUGUUUUCAACUCCAUUUCUUGCAAACUGACAACCAAAUAUCAACUUAGUGGUACUUCUUUCUGUAACUCAGGUGAAAUGUAUUUGGCAGGCAAUGGGGCAAGUGGAAGCUUAACCUCAAUUACGUCAAAUUCUUGGACAAACUCUGGAUUAUUGCUGUUUCAUCAAAAGAAGAGAACUAAUUCGUGUGUCUCCCUUGGUCAACCACUGGGAACAAUUCAUAACAGUGGUCAAAUCUGUUUGCAUAAUCAUUUGUUCCAACAACAAGGUAAUAUUGUUGGUGGUGGGUGUCUCACUGCAAAUGAGAAUUCUUCUAUUUUCUUAUCUAAUUGCAAUCUGAAUAUCGACUCAACGCAUUCGUUCUACUUAGCCGAUUGCAAAUCCUCUAUGAGAGCAAAGGCAAGUUCCAAAUCAAAAACCUUCAACGUGUACGGGUUUGGUGGUGGAAACAUGAUUGGGUUGGAUCUUCCUCUUCUUUCCGGUGUUAACGGUUGGUGCUACAACGCAGUCAGCGGUAUUUUGACCCUUAAAGCGAAAGGAAACCUUUCGCAAAAUUUCUCAAUUGGUUGUGGUUACGACAAGAAUAAGUUUCAAAUCACUAGUGACUGUAGUGUUGGCUUAUCAAGUGUUCUGAACGGUGCGUUGAAAUAUAAUGGUCCGUGCCCAAAGAGGAAACUUCCAGCUGUAUGUAAACCAUGCAAGCCAAUACCAUCUUGUCCUCAAGGUACUACAACAAAAACUACUACGAAAUCUUCCUCUACUGGUGCCUCUACUCCAAAUCCACAAACUACCGUCACCUCUACUUGGACUGGCUUCUACACAACUGUAGUUACCGAAACUGCUACUCCUGGCGGAACUGAUACAGUUAUAGUUGAAGUUCCAUCUUCUCCAAAUCCACAAACUACCGUCACCUCU
Molecule: messenger RNA, 1714 nt
Organism: Scheffersomyces stipitis CBS 6054
Lineage: Eukaryota; Fungi; Ascomycota; Pichiomycetes; Serinales; Debaryomycetaceae
Gene: HYR2.2
Product: HYR1-like protein
Exons: 1
Biological process (GO): cell adhesion
Source: RefSeq, a predicted model, not a curated record